CCACGGCGCCAAACUCCUCGAGACCACGUUUCCAUCUGAAACGGCGGGCUCACCUCUCUCCAGCCCCGCCAGAGCAAUACGGGAGUGGCGAGGGAUAGCAAGGGGCCCACAGCCAAGGCGCUGCAGUGGGGGGACUGCGCGGGCUCGGGAGGGGUCGCCGUUCCCGAAAUCUUUGCACGACUGCUCCACUGGCUCUGUUCGGUGCUCUGUCGCCAAGAGCACCGAGAAGGAGAAGGAGGAGGAGGAGAAGGAGGAGGAGGAGGAGGUGGAGGAGGAGGGGCGCCUGGUGAGACCAAGGCAGGCGUCGCCGCUCCUCACGGCGGUGGCUGGACCGUGCGCACGAGGGCACCGCGGCGCUGCGCGGCGGCCGACGCGUGCCGCCGGCGCGGCACGCCGCGCGGGCGGGAAGGGCCAGGCCGAGGGGCAGCGCUGGCUGGUGGCGGACGCAGGGUGGGCAGAGGGACGUCGACACGUGAUGAGGGAGGAAGGGGAGGAGGAGGAGAGGAGGACGCGGGCCGCUGUCUCUUCAGAACGAGGACCCCACACCAUAGGAUGGUUGGGAAUAAAGAAGAGUUGAACACUACCCACACAUGACCAAGCCAAAAAACAUACAAAUCGUCGUGGACUAUGCUCGAAGAUUCCUCCUGUGGAGGGACACCACCCCGACGGAGAAGAUGCCCGCGGACGGGCCGCAUGGCCGCGCGCGGGUCUCCUCGGGCGCCAUGUGCCCGUCGGCGCCGGUCUCGUCGGGGCGCGAUUGCCUGCGGCGCCCGCGCAUCUGCGCUCCUGCUGGCCCGGCCGGCGAAGCGGGAACGUCUCGGCUGCUGCGCGCCUGUGGUCCGCACCGCCCGCCCCCCAGAGCUCUCUCGAGCCGCACGAGCGCCGGCCGCUGGAGCGCGCCCACCGAGCGCGGCCCGCGGAGGCCGAAGCAGAGGCCUUCUACACGGGGUCCGCGCGUCGGGGGGGACGAAAGGGCGGGAUAGCAAAGGGCAGGGUAGAGAAGCAGCUCACGCAGCUGAUUCUCCCAGCGCCUCCCGGCGCCCAUGCACCGAGGAAUGGGCCUGGCGGCGGGGCCGAGGCCAGCGGCAUGCAGCAGAUGUCG
Messenger RNA from Prorocentrum cordatum, 1102 nucleotides. The record is from the annotation of a GenBank genome assembly. Lineage: Eukaryota; Dinophyceae; Prorocentrales; Prorocentraceae.